Meloidogyne enterolobii is the source of this 927-nucleotide messenger RNA. NCBI's taxonomy places the organism in Eukaryota, Metazoa, Nematoda, Chromadorea, Rhabditida, Meloidogynidae. The record is from the annotation of a GenBank genome assembly.
AUGAGCACAACUUCGUUCGGAAAAGACAAAGGCUUUGGAUAUACUAAAGUAAAUAACGUUCAAUCUCCUUCAACUUCAGCGGGAGCUUUUAGAAAUAGCAGAGAUUAUUGGAAUACUAGCGGUUAUUCUACCCCGGCUUCUUAUACUUCUAAAUUUUCCACAACAACAACUGGCGAGGAAGUUGGUUGUUUCUCGUCUGUACGAAUGACGGCAGCUGCUAAACUAGGUCGUUAUCUUCGACGUCUUUUUCAUGCUCGGCAGAUGGAUUUUGAAUUUGCUGCUUGGCAAAUGCUUUAUUUAAUGAUUAAUCCACAAAAAGUUUACAGGAAUUUUAUGUACAGGAAAAAAACAAAAGACCAAUGGGCACGUGACGACCCAGCAUUCCUCGUUCUUUUGGCAUUUUCGCUUUUUGGCUCAAGCGUUCUUUUUGCCUUUGCUCUUGGAUUAUCAAUCUCUGCAUUCUUAACAUUCUUUUUGUGGGCAGUUUUUGUUGAUUGUAUUUGUGUUGGAUUGGUUAUUGCAACAAUUCUUUGGUAUAUAUCAAAUCGUUAUUUACGUCGAGUUAAGGACCAAGAUGUUGAGUGGGGUUAUUGUUUUGAUGUCCACUUGAAUGCUUUCUUUCCUUUAUUGAUUUGUCUUCAUGUUAUUCUGCCUUUGCUAUUUUAUGGUCUAAUAGAUUAUUCAAAUUUUGCUGCCCGUGCUUUGGGAAAUUCAAUUUGGUGCAUUGCUGUAAUCUACUAUAUUUAUAUUACUUUUCUAGGAUAUACAGCUCUUCCAAUUUUGAAGAAUACCCAUUUCUUUCUCUACCCAAUUACAUUUUUAUUUAUAUUUUUCGUUGCAACAAUAAGUGCUGGUUGGAAUAUAACACAAACUUUUAUGGAUUUUUAUCAUUAUAGAGCGACAAAUUUACCGAGACGACAACCAUAA